This is a messenger RNA of Syzygium oleosum, 2761 nucleotides long. RefSeq names its product cyclic nucleotide-gated ion channel 1-like. Bases 434 to 2587 code for a protein of 717 amino acids. Gene Ontology annotation, molecular function: monoatomic ion channel activity. Gene Ontology annotation, biological process: transmembrane transport; monoatomic ion transport. The transcript is spliced from 9 exons. Gene Ontology annotation, cellular component: membrane. The record is from RefSeq and is a predicted model, not a curated record. Lineage: Eukaryota; Viridiplantae; Streptophyta; Magnoliopsida; Myrtales; Myrtaceae.
AGACAUUUUGAAGUCUCUCUCUACUGCUCCACGAACUCUCUCUCUCUCUCGUUAAAGCUCUUCCUCCUUUUUGUUGUUUCGCCUUCUUAUGGGAAGACCCUGCUGAAUUUUCAUGAUAUUUGGACUUUUCUUCUGAUGGAGCAGAGCCGAAUAUUCAUGUCCAUUCACCACGCGCAUGAGCGGACAAUUCUCUACGGUUUCAUAUAAGACCCUGCGGUCGCGCUCUCUUCCUCCUCUUCCCCACUCUGUUUUCCCGCCAUUGAUGGGAAGCAGAGAAAGCUCGUAAGAAGGGACGGAGGUUGGUAAAAGUAAUCGCUGAGGCAAAAGCAACGGAGUUUUUGAAACUGGGGAGGGCUUAAUCUUCGAUACCGAUAGGUGUUAACAGAGUUGACUGAGUUCGAGGAGAGACUGCAAACUCUAUCAGCGGAAGAACAUGGAUUUCGGGAAAGCCAAAUUCGUGAGGUUCAAAGAAUGCAAUUCUGAGCAAUCGUGGAACUCGGAGCAUCAAUAUGCUGCUAGACACGGGGUUCGACCAACCAAAUUUAGAAUAAUUGGGAACGAACUUUUAGAUGGAUUUCAGAGAGGACAUGAGAGUUUUUGCGAAAAGAUCAAAAGCUUGAGAAUGCGAUUGAGCUCCUCGCUCGUAUCCGAUAGAUCGACUAAAGCUAAAAAGUAUCACCCCGAGAAGAAAAUUCUUGAUCCGCAAGGGCCAUUUCUUCAAAAGUGGAACAAGAUAUUCUUGAUCUUGUGUGUUUUCGCGCUGGCUUUGGACCCGCUGUUUUUCUACAUCCCCGUGAUUGACGUUAAAAAGUGCCUUGAUUCAGACCACAGAAUGGGGAUCAUUGCAUGCCUCCUUCGAACUGUAUUCGAUGCGUUUUACAUUUUCCACAUAAUCCUCCAAUUCCGUACCGGGUUCAUAGCCCCUUCUUCAAGAGUGUUCGGAAGAGGGGAGUUAAUCGAUGAUCCAUCAGCUGUAUCACGAAGAUACUUAUCGUCGUACUUCUUCCUUGAUAUCCUAGCAAUUCUUCCGAUCCCGCAGGUCGUCGUAUUUGUUAUCAUUCCCACAAUCCAUGGGUCAGUUCCUUUAAUGACAAAGGAGUGGCUGAAGUUCAUCAUUUAUGGCCAAUAUGUACCGAGAAUUAUGAGGAUCUAUCCACUGUACAAGGAAGUGACAAGAACAUCUGGAAUACUUCAUGAAACAGCCUGGGCUGGGGCUGCCUUCAAUCUUCUGCUUUACAUGUUAGCCAGUCACGUAUUUGGAGCUUUUUGGUACUUAUUCUCGAUCGAUCAAGAAAUCAGGUGCUGGCACAAGGAGUGUCGAAGACUAGGAUUUAACUCUUCAAUUUUAUACUGCAGCAGUGGGCAGAAAAACAAUACUUUUCUUUACACUGCUUGUCCUCUGGUUGAACCCGAUGACAUUAAGAAUUCGACAGUGUUCAACUUUGGAAUAUUCAACGAUGCCCUCCAGUCUGGCGUGGUGGAGACAAAAGACUUUCCAAAGAAGUUAUUCUACUGCUUUUGGUGGGGAUUGCGCAAUCUUAGCUCUUUGGGUCAAAACCUAAAAACAAGCACCUUUGAGGGGGAGAUUGUCUUUGCUGUCAGCAUAGCUAUAGCCGGCUUGGUCUUGUUUUCAUUGCUCAUCGGCAAUAUGCAGAAAUAUCUACAGUCCACCACAGUUAGAGUAGAGGAGAUGAGAGUGAAGAGGCGAGAUGCAGAGCAAUGGAUGUCGCACCGUAUGCUUCCAGAGGGUUUGAAGGACCGAAUUAGGCGGUACGAACAGUACAAAUGGCAAGAGACGAGAGGUGUCGAGGAAGAAUCUUUGAUCAGGAACCUCCCUAAAGAUCUCCGUCGAGACAUAAAGCGUCACCUUUGCCUGGACCUUCUAAUGAGAGUGCCCAUGUUUGAGAAAAUGGAUGAACAAUUGCUGGACGCAAUGUGCGAUCGCCUCAAGCCAGUCCUGUACACAGAGAAGAGCUCAAUUGCACGUGAGGGGGACCCAGUCGACGAGAUGCUCUUCGUCAUACGAGGCAGGUUAGUGACCAUGACCACAAAUGGUGGAAGAACAGGAUUCUUCAACUCAGUCUAUUUAAAGGCAGGUGAUUUCUGUGGAGAGGAAUUGCUUACUUGGGCAUUGGAUCCAAAUUCCUCCUCCAAUCUUCCCACCUCAACGAGAACCGUAGAAGCUAUUACAGAGGUAGAAGCCUUCGCGUUCACUGCCUAUGACCUGAAGUCUGUGGCCUCUCAAUUUCGGCGUCUUCACAGCAAGCAGCUCCAACAUACUUUCAGGCUCUACUCGCAACAAUGGAGAACAUGGGGAGCUUGCUUUAUACAAGCCGCUUGGCGCCGAUACUGCAAGAGGAAGCACGAUAAGGAUUUGCGUGAUGCAGAAGACAGGUUACACGAUGCUUUAGCAAAGGAUGGUGGCGCUUCGCCAAGCCUUGCUGCUACUUUAUAUGCAUCAAGAUUCGCAGCCAAAGCAUUGAGUAAUUUAAGGAAAAGUGGUAGCUCAAAGACGCCACAGAGGUUACCUCCGCUCAUGCCUCAAAAGCCAGCUGAACCUGAUUUCACAGCCAGUGGCAGUUACUAAAGAUUCUUCCUACUCUUUAGCUCAAUUAUGGCAUAGUUAGAGAUGUUUCUACAUGGAUGUGAUAUGCAAAUAGAUAACUUAGCAAUAUGAUGUUGUGUCUUGAUCUCGGUAAAUGACUCAGACCUUGCUGUAAAAUACCAUACCUCACCUCGAGAAAAGAGAGAUUUUCUUGCA